This is a messenger RNA of Athene cunicularia (burrowing owl), 503 nucleotides long. RefSeq names its product SH3 and multiple ankyrin repeat domains protein 3-like. The transcript has 5 exons. Lineage: Eukaryota; Metazoa; Chordata; Aves; Strigiformes; Strigidae. Gene Ontology annotation, cellular component: postsynaptic density; postsynaptic membrane; dendritic spine. Bases 60 to 476 code for a protein of 138 amino acids. Gene Ontology annotation, molecular function: synaptic receptor adaptor activity; ionotropic glutamate receptor binding. The record is from RefSeq and is a predicted model, not a curated record.
CCGAAGUGAGACAGAAACUGAAUUAACGGCAAAAAGUGUUGGGGAAGUUUCACAACAGAAUGGAUCAGCAGAAGUGUCUACGGCUGAAUCCGGACGUUCCAGUGUGGGUUUCCAAGCAGCGCAUCCUCUGCAUUUUGAACCACAGCCUGAAGGAUGUUCUGAACUAUGGACUCUUCCAGCCGGCCUUCAACGGCAGGGCUGGGAAAUUUUUGGAUGAGGAACGCCUGCUGAGGGAGUACCCCCUGAACCCAGACACUCCUGUCCCAUACUUGGAGUUCCGGUACAAAAGGCGUGUGUACACCCAGACUUUGCUGGAUGACAAGCAGUUUGCCAAGCUCCAUACGAAGGCAAAUCUGAAGAAGUUCAUGGAGUACGUGCAGAUGCUAAAUGCGGAGAAGGUCUGCAGGCUGCUGGAGAAGGGACUGGACCCCAACUUCCAUGAUCCGGAUACUGGAGUGGGAUUCUGGGGAGGAUGAGGCUGUCUCUGGGACCGGCAAGUUGGG